Messenger RNA from Hydatigera taeniaeformis, 4845 nucleotides. The record is from the annotation of a GenBank genome assembly. Lineage: Eukaryota; Metazoa; Platyhelminthes; Cestoda; Cyclophyllidea; Taeniidae.
AUGUUGACUUCUAUGAAAAAUGAGAACGAUCAACUGCGUGGGGAUCUCAACAAAUGGACAGAGAAAUUCGAAUCAUCUGAGGACGAGUGGAGAAAAAAAUAUGAUUUGUUAAGUCUGGAGUUUCAAGAACUGAAGUCGUGUCAGCGAAGAGCUGAAAGCAGGUGUGAACUAAUUGAAACUGAGUCUUCUAGACUUGAAACCACAAAGAAGGCGGAAAUAUCAGCUCUCCAACAGCAGCUCUUCAACGCUGAAACAAAAAUAGCUAUGCUGGAGGCAGAACUAAAAGCAUGCUCUCCAGAUACCUUGACUUCUCAGCCUGGUAAGAUUCAAACCCCCCAUCUCUCAGAUAUGGAGGACAAAGAGAACGUCUCAUCUACUGCUCUCGAACCACUACCAUCACCCAACAAAGUUGCUGAACUUAGUCUCCUCCGACGCUACUACACUUCCCAAGACACAGUCAAGAACCUGAGGUAUGAAUGCGAAGCCUUAACUGAGGAAUUGACUACCUGCAAGCAGCUCCUUUCCGCUUCGGAGUCGAAACUUCAAUUGGUGAUAGAUCAGUUGGACGCCGAGAAAGCCUCUCAUGCAAGGUGUUUGGCAGAGCGAAAUGAGAUUGAGCAGGCUCUGCAUAGCCGUAUCAGCGAUCUUGUGAGUGAUCGAAAUUGCCAAGCCAAUUUGAACGACAUGCUUUCGUCUCAGUUGACGCAGUUAAAGGAGCAUGAUGAGCGAAUCAAACAAGAGCAUCUUCGCCAGCUUGAGACAUUGGAUAGGGUUUCUAGUUUACAGAUGCUGCAGGACCGCGAACGUACUAUAUACGAGUUAUCUACUCUUGUGAGUGGCAACCAACACGACACUGGGGAUCCUCCGUCUCAGUGUUUAGCUGCUCCGGAGGCCAUGGCGUCUCUUGAUGAGGUGACGCAGCUCCGUCACGAUGACUCUUCGGCCAUAUUUGAUGCAACUCCAGACCAGCAGGUGGUUGACAACCAACCCGGUGACUUAGCAAAAUUAAAACGCGACUUAGCCUUACUGAGGGGUAGGUUGGUGGCUCAAGUUAAGGCAAAUACGCGGCUGAAGACGGCUUACAAUGCACUCUCACAUAGCAUGGUCAAAGCCCCAGUCGACCUCUCGCUGUCGAUCAAUCCCUCUAUUCCAGACGAAAGUGUUGCCAACCUCUCGCGGCUCAGCUUCACAGUGGGUGCUGGCGGUGAAGAAUCCGGCCUAGGACUGGACAGAGGUCUUUUUAACACCAGUAACAACAAAGCUUCUCUAGUGUUGAACAAGACAGUUUCCGAGUUGCAGGCUACUCUCAACAGACUUGAGGCAGAGAUAUCAGCUGUGGAGGUGCGUUUAUUUCUCUUGGUACUGUCGUCGAGUCAGGUAUCACAGUCUACAUCAUUUUCUCAGUCGGAGAACGACAAGGCAACUGCGGAGGCUCUGGAUGACACAGCCGCUGCGAUCGCAGCGGGAACUGCGUCAUCGCAGUCAUUGGAGCGGCUGAAGAGUCUACACUCCCUCAUCAGAAGCCUCAUUAACCAAUUCGACAACAUGAGGUUCAUUCAGCGGUCCUUCCACGAGACUGUGAAUCGCAGUCUCAUGGUAACGAGUCUAUGCAUGGAAGCGGGUACUCAAAAGGUUGCGUCCUCUCUGGUGCAAGAGGAAUCACAAAAUCGGUCCAUUCCACCAUCAUUCUUUUGUGCCGUGGGUGAAGCUGAGGUCUCCGCGAUUUUGCCGCCUACCAGGAAUUACGGUGAGUAUAAGGAGGAUGAAGCGAGAAAGGGGGUGACUGAAGUCCCACCAUUGAGUCAACACGAGAAUACUACCUUGAACCUCUUGUUGCCUCAUCAUUAUCACGACCGCCAAACAGAGAUCACCGACGAUCUCCCCGACAACUCAAUCUCUUCCUGCCUCAGUAUUGCGCUGAGCGGUCGUGCUGGGGACAUCUCUUGCAUGGAGGCGCAUAACCGGCGCGUCUUUGAUCGCGUCUCUCUUGCUGUACGUUCCUAUCACUGUCUUCAUCGAGACGUCAUAUCCCAUUCAUCAAUUCGCUUCUACUAUGAACUCUUUCCGUUUAAGGUGGCACGGAUCCAAGAAGCCAUUGAUGAGUGGUCGGUUAAGGCUGCCACUGAAGUGCUUAUGGCUCUUAAUUCACCUGAAGAUGAGGAUGCUGCAGUUGAUAGGUCUUCCACUGCAGCCUCCUCAGUGCCUAUUGCCGAGGUUGUUGAGCUGGUGACACGGUUUGCUAGCGUGGUAUUGCGAUCCCACACACUGGAGGCGUUGGAACCGAGUGGGCUCCUGGAGUGGCGAGACCUGGCGCUCAAGUGGUUCUCACUUCUUAUUGAUGCUUUACAGAAAGGAAAGCGAGGCGAGUUUGCCACCCUUUCUCUGUCUGAAAUUGAAACCCAGCUGGAGCUGCUCGAGCACCAAUUUAACGAGGGCUUCGCACAUCUGGAGGCUGUGUCGACUGACGUUUCUGCUCUUCGUCACGAGCAGCCAAAGUCAACGACAGCUAUGGCAGAGGCUCAGACGCCUCCAACGGCACCGAGCGUGCCAUUGGAGGAUCAUGAAGCGGCUCUGGCUAAGUACGAGGAACGCUGCGAGCAACUCAUGUCAGCUAACACCGCACUUCAGGCCACGUACGUACAGGUGUCGGAGGAGCUGGAGACAGCCUACCGUAAGCAUGCUGACUCCAUUGCCGCCAUUCAGGCUACCUCGGCGGCUAGGGAGGAGGAGUUUGCGAAAGUGCAGCAGAGCCUUAACCGGGCACAGGCCAGUGUAGCGGAGUUGGAGAAAAGAGUGGCUGAAUUGCAGGUCUCAUUAGCUGAGAACACGGAGCGCGCGUCCAGUCUAUCGGCUAGGUUGGAAGAGUCGUUAGACAACCUUUUAGAUCUUCAAACUAAGCUCACCGCCUCAGAGGCUCAGUUGAGUGAGGAGGCCAAGGCGCAUGAAGUGGCGAUGAAGGCAGUGGUGCAGAAGUACUCUACUCUCCUUGAGGUGGCCGAAUCGAAGCUUGCUAGUGGUAAAGUGGAUUCUCAUGCGUUAUUUGCUGUCGUAGUGAGGGAUUUUGAUUCUGUGCUGUUCUUCCAACCUCAUUGGUUCGUUAGUACCGCAGUUGGUAGUACUGUUAGGAAGCUGAAACCUCCGGAUUGUGGAGUAAUUCCCAUUGAACUCUCCUUUGCUUCCACUGUAGCCGAAGAUCAGUGCCAGCACCUUCUGGUCCAUCAGGAGGAGUUGAUGGUGGAGAUAGACACCAAGGAUGUUCGUAUCGUCAGUCUCGAGGCCGACCUUGAGUCAGUUCGCAUGACUGCUGCGGAGACACAGGUGGAACUGGAUACUCUCAGGCGUCAACUAAUGGAUGCGGAGAAGAUUACAGCUGCAGUUGCCACAAACACCACUACUGUAGCUGACGAUGAUAGUGGAGAGAUGGACGAGAUUAUGCGAGAGAAGGCUCGCAAGUACCCUGAGCUCAAGGCCAUUGCAUUCGAUUUGAAAGCAAGGUUGGCAAAGAGGGCAGAAUUGCUGGAGGCCUCAACGAAAGAAACGAAACGGUUGAAGAGGAUUGUGAUGGAUGAUGAGAGGCGUGCGAAGGGAUUCUUGGAAGAGUUGGAAAGGCUAAGGCAGCAGAUUUUGGUGAAGAAUGCACUGAUUAAGAAGUUGGAGAAAUUGGCUCUUUCCUGCCAUUCCAACGGUUCCUCCGCUGCGGGUGGGGGUGCUGAACCAUCCCUUCCCAAUUCUGCUGCAACGGUUCUUGGAAGCAGGGGAGGGAAAGAGGACAACGAGGCCAACGCUGGAACAAGUGCUACAAGAGGAGACGACGCCUCUCCACUAGAGGAUCGUCGAGGUGUGAAUGUCAGUCAGAGUCCGCAGUUCCAACUGCAUCCUGCGGAAGACAUCGCUGUUUCUUCUUGCCCAAUGAAUGGAAGCGCAGAUGAAGGUGAUGCUGAUGACGGUAGAAGGGGUGUAACUUUAUUUCGUGGGAGACGCUAUGCUCCUGUUGUCUCUGUUCCUGCUGUCGUCGGUACUGCUGCUAGUACUUCACCUGUUUCUCCUUCGAAGGCCUACUCCCUACCCCAGUGCGUCGAUGGGAUGAGUUCGUUGGUGGCUAAUAUCGAAGCAACGGUGCGCGAACUCUCCACUCGUUUGGAGUCACAACACAUAACUUCUAUAGCAGCGGAAGGGCAGGUGGGAGAGACAAGUCAACAAGUGAUAACUAGUGUGGAUACCAGCAUCUCCCUGAUGGAUGAACUAACCCUUCCCUCCACUACAACGCCCAGUUCCCUCUCUGUUUCCUUUCCUGAUCCGACUCAGCCCUUCGCCGCGAUUGCGGAUUUGCAGGACUACCUCAGUCGGUGUGCGGGUCAAUUGACAAGCCUCUUCGCUUCGCUGAUGCAACAGCUGGAGAGUCUACUUACCUCUGUCCAGGCGUCGAACACUGCUGGCGAAUGUACAUUGAGGGAUCAUGCGAGAGCGCGCAAACUAAUUCAUCACAGUCUGAAUCAUUUCAACGCACUGCUCAAUCGACAUCCAACGAACACACUGGUCUCUUAUGUAGUGGAAACGCUUACUCAGGCACUCCAUCUCUUGCAGCACACUGCGGCUGCAUCACCCACCACUCUGUCAGCUUCUCAUGGGAGCAAUGGCAGAGGAAAGGCGGCCGAACCAUCUCCUCCCGCUGUGGUCACAACGACUACCUCAGCUUGCAGCUGUUCAUGCCGCCGUCGGUGUGGGAAGAUGGCUGUUUCGGUACAGGAGCUGACGGCUCUGUUAACCAGCACUGCGAAUGUGAUCUCUGGACGUGGUAGUUAUGAAGUUACGGAGGUGGAGAGAGGGUCUACCACCUCGGUUUGA